Molecule: messenger RNA, 884 nt
Organism: Medicago truncatula (barrel medic)
Lineage: Eukaryota; Viridiplantae; Streptophyta; Magnoliopsida; Fabales; Fabaceae
Product: cysteine proteinase inhibitor
Exons: 2
Coding region: 26-493 (155 amino acids)
Molecular function (GO): cysteine-type endopeptidase inhibitor activity
Source: RefSeq, a predicted model, not a curated record
GCCUCGACCUCAACCUGCUCGUACCAUGGAGAAUUUUUUCCAAAAUUUAAAGAGAAGAGUAAGGGAGAGCAUCUUGACAGGAGGAGGUGGAGUUGUCAACGUGGAGAGGGAUAGCAUCUUGACGGGAGGAGGCGGAGGUUCGGACGUUGAGAGAAACCCUAUCUCCUCCCAAGACUUUCUUGAUAAGGACAUGUUUUGUUGUCGACCUAGAGAAGUGAAGUGGAGCCGGUACCGUCCUGGCAUUAAUAUAUUCGCUCUUUUACUUGUUCAUAACCACAAUAAGAAAGAGAAUGCAAAUCUGAAGUUUGUGAAUGUGGUAAAUGCGGAGUUUCGUAGGUGUGGUGCAAUGGGCUAUCACAUUACACUCAAGGCUAAGGAUGGAGAGAACGUGAAUGUCUAUGAUACAGGUAUUUUCGUCGAGGCUUGGAUGGACUGGAAGGAGAUGCUAAUUCUACAUGAGUUGACGCUCAGCCACAACCAAUUGCUAGAUUGAUCAUUUUCAGUUUUCAGAGUCACAAGUUAUUAGUUUCCAUUGAGCUGAACAUGUGUUCUAUUUUUCUUUACUGUUUAGUCUUUUGGGAUUUUUUCUGAAUGUUUUCAUUUAAAUUGAUUUAUUAAUUAGCUCCGCCCCCAAACCAGAGAGAUAUGCUUUAUUUGAUCAAUGUUUGUUUCAUGUUUCUUAACAUUUAAAUUGAGAAAUUAAGAAAUUAUUGAUUAUCAAGUUCAAUAACUUGAGUUAGAUAUUCCUUUUGCAUAAGUAGAUGAGUGGUAUAGAGAGAGAUAUAGAGACUGUUUGGAAGAACUUAAUUAUGAAAACAACUUAAGACAUUGUUUGUAAGCUGUUUUUAACUUAUUUGCUUAAGUACUCUAAGAUAGCUUAUCAA